Molecule: messenger RNA, 513 nt
Organism: Salvia splendens (bonfire salvia)
Lineage: Eukaryota; Viridiplantae; Streptophyta; Magnoliopsida; Lamiales; Lamiaceae
Exons: 1
Coding region: 1-513 (170 amino acids)
Source: RefSeq, a predicted model, not a curated record
AUGUGCGACCUAGGGGCUUCCAUUAAUGUUAUGCCGUAUUCUGUGUAUGAAAAGCUAGGGGAAGCAAAGCUCGUCGAAACCGAUAUGGUGAUACAGCUGGCAAAUGGGUCUUGCAUCCACCCUGAGGGAGUUCUGGAAGAUGAAAUCGUCAAGGUUAACAAAUUCAUAUACCCCACCGACUUCUUCGUCAUGAAGAUGACAGAACCAGGAGCGGAGGAGUCUGUUGGCAUCCUUUUGGGAAUGCCACCCCUAUCUACAGCUAACACAGUCAUUGACGUUCGCCAUGGGACGAUGCAUCUGGGUUUUAAUGGAGAACAGCUUACAUUUGUCAUUGAUAAGGCUGUGAGAAAGCCACAGGACAGUGAGAGCAUACAGUCAGUAGAUACCGUCAGACCUCAGGAGCAAAAGUGUCUAGAAAAGGAACCCUUCAAAAAACCACCCUUUGGUCCCACUGAAGAUGGACAGCUUAAGAGGGAAGCAGCUGAAUGGUUCGACGCAACGAUAAAUGGAUGA